AUGGAAUACGCACUAGGUGAGGCAGCAGUACAGCAAGAAGGUAUAAAUCUUAGCAUCAAAUUAUAUUGUAAAAGGAAACUUGGAGACAGAUUUAUUGGUGAAGUGAAUAUACCAUUGAAGAAGCUCUUUGGUAAUGGAUUAAGUGCAGAGAAUAUCAGCUACGCCGUGGCUGGAGCUCCAAGAGGAAGACUGAAUAUUUCAUACAGAUUUAGUGACAGCAUAUUUGUUAAGAAACCUUCUCGGUGGAACAAGGCACUCGAGUUAGGGUUCUUGAUACUACUAGGAGGAGCAUUUCUCCUUUUAGAGGGAGAAGAAGAUAAGGAGAAUCCGGUUCUUACGGAUACUAGGGAUGUUGUUGUUGUUGACGACAACGAUGUUUUUACGAUGCCACUGAUUCGAAUGGAGGAAACAAUCUUUAAGAUAGCUAAACAUUGA
Molecule: messenger RNA, 435 nt
Organism: Fraxinus pennsylvanica
Lineage: Eukaryota; Viridiplantae; Streptophyta; Magnoliopsida; Lamiales; Oleaceae
Source: the annotation of a GenBank genome assembly